AUGUUCAUGGGUUCGCCUUUGCAUUUUGCGCGCCAUGAUGUGACGGACCCUUUGUUCUAUGUGGAUGAGUAUGGGGCUGACUGCCACGGUGGUACUCUCAGGGUUUGUUUUGGAGAAGACAGUGCCAUUGCAGGUAUGACUUCUGAUGCCCAAAUUUGCGACUAUAGACGCCAAAUAUAUACUUUCACGAUGCCGUCGUUUUCUAAAUUAAGAUUGAUGCCUAAAUUAGCUCCUGGUGUCCUCCCGCCUGAGGUCAUAUCGCGUAUCAUGAUGUAUUACAUGGAUACAGCACCUUGGAAGACGACCAAUGCCAUCAACAGCGCAGAAGAGCGCGUGCUGAUUAUCCGUACAACCAUCUACCUUCAACGCUUACGUCUGGUCGCUUGGGUCUGGGCACAAGUUAUACCUUAUUUUCUCUUCGAUGCCGUACGGCUACAGACACACGGCAUGGCUCAUCGUCUCUUGGAACGUUGGCAAGGGUCAAUCCUCAGCUCCCAACACUCGCCCUUGCGUUGUCUGUCAAUGGAGCACUUAUGGGGUUACACACCAGCAGAACCCGAAAUUCACAUUCCAGAUAGCGUCAUGAAACAAUGUGCUAUGAGCAUUCCAAUGUACACCGGUGCAAAGGUGAUCCAUACUUUCGGUAUCAACAUCACUAGCUUGACUUUGGUGUUUGGCAACUGCAUGAUGGUAUCACCAGACAUGAUAGAAGCCGUGAAAUACAUCAAGUGUCUCGGCAAACUCACCCUGAUCAGACGAUACGACUGGCCUAGAAGAUUAAGCACAGACUCGGAGUCCAUUGCGCAACUCCUCUGUGUCACUCCAACCUUGGAAUCACUCUCUGUGUCGCUACCGUACUUAGACCCUCAUUUCUUGCACAAUGGUAGUUUGCCAUGCUUAAGGCACUUCUGGUUUAAAUACUAUGAAAGCAGUCGACAGGCUCUCUCCCAAAUCACGCGUGCGACGACCAGAACACUCAACACAAUCGAAUAUAACUCUGUGGAUCCGGCAAACGACCGCCCCGCUGGCAUUCUCUGGGAAUCACAAUUCAACCUAGAAUGCCUGUGUAUUGACAACAUUCCGACAAACUUACCUCCCGCCACAUCCUUCAGCAUAUUCCCCAAGCUUCGAUGUUUGAGAACCACGACGUGGCCUUCGACAGACUUCCACUUGGGUUGGCUACAGCGUGGUUUCUUUCGUUCCCUGAGAACGUUGGUUACUAAGUACACAGAUGGACAAGUAUAUUGGCGUCAUGCAUUGUGUUUACUACCAGACGGACACUUUCAAAAACCAGUCCACUUCAAGCACAUCGUGUUCACGAACGUAAGAGGUGCAAGUCUUGUUGAUGACGAAGCUCAAGUUUGA
Messenger RNA from Melampsora larici-populina 98AG31, 1365 nucleotides. RefSeq lists its product as uncharacterized. The record is from RefSeq and is a predicted model, not a curated record. The coding region runs from base 1 to 1365 and encodes 454 amino acids. The transcript is spliced from 3 exons. Lineage: Eukaryota; Fungi; Basidiomycota; Pucciniomycetes; Pucciniales; Melampsoraceae.